UCCCCAGGACCACCUGUAAUCGGGGCCCCAGUUAUAGCCCCGGCCGCCGUACCCGCUUGGCACCGCACCGCCGAGCCGAAGCGGUUGAGGAGCAGGAGGCAACCAUCCCUUUCCGAUCGAUGCGAGGGCGCCGCGAGUAGACUCCCAGCACCCCGCCAGCGCGCGCGCGCCAUGUCGGACGACAGCGACGGGCAGCGGCCAUGCCGCCGGGGCGUCACCGGCGACGUCGAGCUCGACGCCGCCAUGGCGCUGGCCGACAUGGCCGGCGCCGAGAGCCAGCAGCCGCGGCCGGGGGCGCCGGCGCCGCACCGACCUGCCGCCGCGGCUCACCAGGCGGCGGCGGCGGCGGCGGAGGACGAGGAGGAGAAGCUGGCGAGCACGCGGUUGAGCCUCGAGCUGGGCAAGGUGGGCAUCCAGUCCGCGGCGUCCCCCUGCUCCAGCAGCUCCAGCGCCGGCCACCCGCACCACCACCACCCGCACACCGCGCCCGCGCCCGCGCCGGCCGCCGCGGCGACGGGGUACGGCCCCCGCCCCCGCCACAUGCUCACCGAGGCCGAGAAGGAGGCGAAGCGGCUGCGGCGCGUGCUGUCCAACCGCGAGUCCGCCCGGCAGACCAUCCUCCGGCGCCAGUCCAUCCGCGACGAGCUCACCAGGAAGGUCGCCGACCUCUCCUCCCAGAACGAGAACAUGAAGAAGGAGAAGGACAUGGUGACGCAGGAGUACCUCUCGCUCAAGGAGGCCAACAAGCAGCUCAAGGAACAGGUGGCGAGGACGACCAAGAAGGCGCCCGCGGCAGCGGCGGCGGUGCCCAUCCAGCAAGCGGCGGCGGGGGAGGCCAUGGCGGCUCCGGCGGCGGCGUCCCCGCCGGCCACGCCGCCGAGGCCGGGGUUCCUGUACGCGGCGGCGCCGCCGGCGGUGCCCUACGUCUGGGGCUCGUGGCCCCCCGGGCCCGGGUACGAGCACCACCACCACGGCGGCAGCCCGCCGCCGAUCUGCCUGCCACCCUGCGCGUGGUACUACCCCGUCGUGGCGGACCCGCGCGGGUCGCCGACGUCCGCGUACCCGCCGCCGCCGCAGCAGCAGCAGGCGCAGGCGGCGGCGUUCCAGCCGGCGGAGCCCGCGGGCAGCGGUGGCGGCGCGACGGCCGAGGAGGACACCGACGACGACCCGUGCUCGCUCACGCUCGGCCUCGACGUCGCCGACAGGAGGAGCGCGCCGAUCAGCAUCGACGCCCGCGGCGGCGCGGGGCCGAGCGGCAGGGACAAGGCGGCGACGGCGGCGGAGGCCAGGAAGCGGAGGAAGGAGCUGACCAAGCUCAAGCACAUGCACGCCGCCGGCCGCCCCGGGGGCGAGCCGUGUUAGGCGGCGGGAGGGUGACAGCAUCAACUAAUGACAGGGAGUGCACUACUACGGCAUUGGUGGCGGCGGUGACUCCAUUGGUUUCCUCGGCGGCGAACUAAUAAACCCCGUGAUGAUCUGAUCUCUUCUUUGGAUCGAUUGCUUCCAUGUUUCUUUUGGUUUAGUAUUUUUUUUUAGGGCUUUCUUUUGGUUUAGUAGUGUAGGAAGGAAGGGUUGCAUGCAUACGCAUUUGGUCGUGUCCUGAAGCCUCAAGGCAUUGGAGGAAAAAUGUUUUCUUUCUGUUUUUCGUAGUAUUCUUUGCUGCCUGCAAUAUGUAACUGAAGAAGAAGAAGAAGAAGAAACAAGUCCUAGUUAGCAGUA
Panicum virgatum (switchgrass) is the source of this 1719-nucleotide messenger RNA. RefSeq names its product atherin-like. Bases 172 to 1362 code for a protein of 396 amino acids. Gene Ontology annotation, cellular component: nucleus. Gene Ontology annotation, biological process: regulation of DNA-templated transcription. Gene Ontology annotation, molecular function: sequence-specific DNA binding; DNA-binding transcription factor activity. The record is from RefSeq and is a predicted model, not a curated record. Lineage: Eukaryota; Viridiplantae; Streptophyta; Magnoliopsida; Poales; Poaceae. The transcript is spliced from 5 exons.